GCAGCAGGCACCAUGAGUGGCAGGAAACGCAGCUCCACUUUCGGCGCCUACGGAGGGGUGGACAAGUUCUUUCUGUCCAGCCGCAACCGGUGGAGAAGUGAUGGUCAGAGCCAGCCCUUCCCUCACGUCCUAGACCUGCCUCGCGUGGACUCGGCACCUCUUCCCACAGCUUGCCUCUGCCCCAAGAACGCAGACCUGUUUGAAAUGAUUGAGAAGAUGCAGGGAAGUAGAAUGGAUGAACAGAGAUGCUCCUUCCCACCUCCUCUGAAAACAGAAGAGGAUUACAUCCCCUACCCCAGUGUCCAUGAGGUCCUGGGGCGAGAAGGGCCCUUUCCCCUCAUCCUGUUACCCCAGUUCGGGGGCUACUGGAUCGAGGGCACCAACCACGAGCUCGUCAGCACCCCCGAGACCGAGCAGCCCCAGUCCCCAACCUCCAAGGUCAAGCUGGAAUGCAACCACAUGGCCCGGAUCUACCGGAAGCACUUCCUGGGCAAGGAACACUUCAAUUACUACUCAGUGGAUGCUGCGCUGGGACACCUGGUGUUCUCACUCAAGUAUGAGGUCAUCGGGGACCAGGAGCACCUGCGGCUGCUCCUCAGGACCAAGUGCAGGAGCCACCAUGAUGUCAUCCCCAUCUCCUGCCUCACCGAAUUCCCCAAUGUGGUCCAGAUGGCCAAGCUGGUGUGCGAGGAUGUCAACGUGGACCGUUUCUACCCUGUACUCUACCCCAAGGCUUCCCGCCUCAUCGUGACCUUCGAUGAGCACGUCAUCAGCAAUAACUUCAAAUUCGGCGUCAUUUACCAGAAACUUGGCCAGACCUCCGAGGAGGAGCUGUUCAGCACCAAUGAGGAGAGCCCGGCCUUUGUGGAUUUCCUGGACUUCCUAGGUCGGAAGGUCAAACUGCAGGACUUUAAAGGGUUUCGCGGGGGCCUGGAUGUGACCCACGGGCAGACGGGGACGGAGUCCGUCUACUGCAACUUCCGCAACAAGGAGAUCAUGUUCCACGUGUCCACCAAACUGCCGUUCACCGAAGGGGAUGCCCAGCAGUUGCAGCGGAAGCGGCACAUCGGGAACGACAUCGUGGCGGUGGUGUUCCAGGAUCAGAACACGCCCUUUGUGCCCGACAUGAUCGCCUCCAACUUCCUGCACGCCUACGUGGUGGUGCAGGCGGAGGGCGGCGGCCCCGACGGGCCCCUCUACAAGGUAUCUGUCACGGCACGGGACGAUGUCCCAUUCUUCGGGCCCCCGCUCCCAGACCCAGCUGUGUUCAGGAAGGGCCCUGAGUUCCAAGAGUUCCUGCUGACCAAGCUCAUCAAUGCCGAGUACGCUUGCUACAAAGCGGAGAAGUUUGCCAAGCUGGAGGAACGCACCCGGGCUGCCCUCCUGGAGACCCUUUAUGAGGAGCUGCACAUCCACAGUCAGUCCAUGAUGGGCGUAGGAGGGGACGAGGACAAGCUGGAGAAUGGCGGAGGGGGAGGGGGCGGUUUCUUCGAGUCCUUCAAGCGGGUAAUUCGGAGCCGCAGCCAGUCCAUGGACGCCAUGGGCCUGAGCAACAAGAAGCAGAACACCGUGUCUGCCAGCCACAGCGGGAGCUUUGGCCCCAGCAACCCUGACCUGGCUAAAGCUGCAGGCAUAUCAUUGCUUAUCCCGGGGAAAAUCUCGAGUAAACAUGGACGUCGGGGCAGCGCCAUAGGCAUAGGAACCAUCGAAGAGUCGCUGAUUGUGCCCGGGAAGAGCCCGACCCGGAAGAAGUCGGGUCCCUUCAGCUCCCGCCGCAGCAGUGCCAUCGGCAUCGAAAACAUUCAGGAGGUGCAGGAGAAGAGGCCGGGCAUGGAGUCCCCUCGCUGCCCCCGGGGGCCCCGCAGGGAGAGCCCUCCAGCUGGCCAGAAAACCCCAGACAGCGGGCACGCGUCCCAGGAGCCCAAGUCGGAGGACUCUUCCAAUCAGAGCUCCCCGGAGAUGCCCACUACCAAGAACAGGAGAGCGUGUCCUCCUCCGAGACGGCCCACAAGCGAGACUCCUUGGUGUACAGCACCUGGCUGGAGGACAGCGGGAGCACCGCCAGCGCCGCCAGCUCUCCGGGCCCCUCACGGUCACCCCAGACAGAGGCCGGUCAAUCCGGGGACCCAGCGUAUCCGGAGAUCAAAAUCCAGUUGGAAGGGUCGGAGCAGCACACACCUAAUCCGAGCUCCUAGCCCUACCCACCAGGCAUCCGUGGAUGUGUGUUUCCAGACCAGGCCGCAGAAGCUCAAGCCAAGGGAGUCACGGUGCGGCCUGCUCCCCGUCACGGCAGACAGAGACUCUGUCCCAUCGCCAAAGCCAGCCUGCUGAAGUCCACCCCACCUCUCCCCCCCCCCCCCCCCCCCCCCGCCGUUCCCAGGGCCCCGCCGGGCGGAGGACUGGUCAGGGCAGAGCCGGCCCCUGGAGACGGGGAGGGGGCGGGGGCCGGGCAGGGCCCAGGCCCCUUCAGAGUUGAGUGCCCCCUGCUCAGGUCCUGGGGUUCCCUGGCCCCUGAGAACUCGUGUGUGAGUGAGUGUGUGUACGUGUGUGUGUGUGUAUGUAUGUGGGGGGGGGAGGGGAGAGGAAGGGGGGAGUGCCGCUUUGCCAUUGCCCCCAGCCUGCAGGUGGCUACUCAGCCAUUCUGCCCUCCGCUUAGCAUCGAGAGUGGUAAUAAGCUUGAAGCUCGGCCCCACCCUGCCCUCCCCAGGGCCCCAGCCAAUCUGUAUCUUGGCAGUGUGGGCAAGUGAGUCGGGGGUCGGCAGGCUGGGCUCGGGGCACCGCGGCCCUAAGACCACCGCAGGGCAGGCAGCGGGACCUCCUGGUCCAGAGGCCCCGCCUGGGCACCUCCACCACACUUUCCCCCAGAGCCUGGGCAUCUCCACCCGCAAUUUCCCCCCGAGGCCCUGCCUGGGCAACCUUCACCCGUGAUCGCCCCAGAGAUCCACUGCGGCCCCUCCUCUGGCGAAGGAGCAGCUGGGGUGCCGGGCCGCUUGGGGCCCUGCCCUGACAACAGAGGCUCACCUCCCCGGGUCCAGGUCCUCCCAUCUCCCAGCCGGGUGUCAAGGUGGGCACCUCGUUGCAGCCACAGGAAGCUGUGAUGUGGCAGGCUCCCAGCCGGGCGAGUGGGAGAUGCUUUCUCCACCCUAUCUUGUGGCCUGCCCACGGAUCGCCUGGGCAGGGGGUGGGGGCUCAGGCCCGGUACUGCCUGUCCCAGCCACCCGGCUGCCACCCCUCUGCUCCCGGCUGAUGGGGCAGCUCCCGUGCCAACUUCCCCGCCCCCUCGUCCCCACCAUGCCACAGCCCUGGGGGGUGCUCUCCAGCUCCUGGCACCAGCUUCACCCUUCCCACCCUGCUCAGUUGCCACCGCCCCCCGCGUCAGCUGCCCCCUUCUCCGCCCCCGCCUGCGGAAGAGGAUGCUCCGGUGCUGGUGGGCUCGGUGCGGGCCCGAGAGGAGGGCGAGCCAGCCGGCCCGAAGGAGCCCGGCCCGAGGAGGGGCGGGUCCCGGGGUGCCCUCUGAGGAGACCCGCCGGCCCGUCCUGCCCUGGAGGGACGGGCAGGCUUCUGGCCCGGCCCUGGGAGGAGCGGUGAGGGGCGUGUGGCCCGUGUCGUGUGUGUUCGUCUGUGUUUUUUAGGCCCCCGCGUCCCGGCGCAGACUCUCCAGUCGGGAGACUCAUUUUUUAAGCUGCAGUUGUGUGUGUGUGUGUCGGUGACAUCUGUAUAAAAUAAAGUUCUAUUUAUCGCUAUUGUAA
Messenger RNA from Ornithorhynchus anatinus (platypus), 3749 nucleotides. It is a transcript of the gene RAP1GAP, whose product is annotated as RAP1 GTPase activating protein. The record is from RefSeq and is a predicted model, not a curated record. Gene Ontology annotation, cellular component: membrane; cytoplasm. Gene Ontology annotation, molecular function: GTPase activator activity. Gene Ontology annotation, biological process: activation of GTPase activity; regulation of small GTPase mediated signal transduction. Lineage: Eukaryota; Metazoa; Chordata; Mammalia; Monotremata; Ornithorhynchidae. The coding region runs from base 13 to 2331 and encodes 772 amino acids. The transcript is spliced from 25 exons.